AGACAAUCGUGUUAGAGACCAAAUGAUAUUGUCGUAUCCACUGAAUACGUCCUCAUCAGCGGUCGAGGAGAAACGCUUGGUUAUUACGGUUAUACUGUACAGAUUGUGAAGUACACCUAGUAAUGAGGACAGAGGUUUUGGGCCUCAUCGUGGCAAAUGUUUAAAGUUUCCUCAUACCUGGAAUAAAUGUUACGAAAUCAAAGACAUAAGUUGAUUCCGUCAUCGAGAGGCGAUGUCAUCAUUUGCGAGCAACAUGGCUUUUUUCAAUCAGUGGAGUAAUUGCGUCUUCGCGUUUUUGCUUCUACACUUGAUCAUUUUUGUUUCAAGCGAGACAUUUGCACCCUCGGAUGACUUGGACCCUCAAUGUAAUGAUACUUUUUCUAAUCGAACUUCUGAAUAUAUGAAAUACAUUGGUUGUUUCAACUCUACUUGUUUUGAGAAGGUUAUAACUUCAAAUGUCACUGAUAUAGACGAAUGUACCAGCCAAUGUAAAGAUGGUAACCAUUCCUCCUCAGCUUUAUCACUUGGAUACUUGUGUUCCUGUGGAAACUUUACCUGUCAAAGAAAGAAUCGAAUGUGCGAUAAAAAAUGUGGCAUUCCCUGUGAAAAAAGCUUCACAGGUUUCAGGACAUGCGGGGGUAUAGGAUUCUAUCAAGUAUAUAAAAGCGGCACAUUUGAGAAUGAAGCAUCAGAUCCCCCAGGUAACAAGAUUUUGAUAUUAGCUAUCGUAUGUGGCGGGAUCGUAGUUACAACGUGCUGCGUGUGCUUCGUCGUUUCAAUAAGUGAAAGGAGACGUAAGAGAAGACACGCCAGAGAGCAAGCCGAUAGCUCCAUGCCAACAGAACUUACAUCUCGACCCCAAAGACCUCAGAGUGUAAACAAUAUCUACAGCAUUGCGGGACCCAGUCGACAUCAUCUUGUUAACACCAGCAAUGGAUAUUCUGUUUCAGAGUUAACGUUGUCGUCUGAGGACACAUAUGAUCACACCGUUUCGUCUGAUCGCAUCCAGAGCAGAAGGGCCAAUCGUCAAGGAUCCCACUCGUUACCACGGGGUCUCCAGUCAAGUUCUACACAAUCAAUGCGAAAUCCGACAGGCAUGCAGAAUGUCACAGAAGAUAGAGGAAAAUGUCAAGGGAGUGGCUCAAUUACCGAGUUGUGUUGCCCAGAUAGUAAACACGGUGUGCAGUGCAGCUGCAGCAAGAGAAGGCACCAAGAAAAGUCCGGAUCCGAUCAGAGAACCCCUGGUGCUUACUCCAACAGGCGUGUAGGGUCGGUGAAAUGGUCAGAUAAACGGUCACACGGGGCUGAUGGAGGUAUCAAUGGUUCACGGGGAAGGUGGCCGAGGGAGGUUGCACGGGAACCAAGACAACUUUCGGUAGGAGAAGCGGGUAGAGGUCCAAGAAGAGAUGUCCACAUUCAGAAAAGUUCGAAGAGUAGUAAAGAAAUGUCAGCCAGCUCUAAGAAAAGGAGUAUGCUGGCCCUACCUUGUGAAAGAGAUACCGUAGGAAACAACAGUGAAGGGAGAUGUAACCAACGACCACCACCACGAUCCGACGACAAUCCUCCACCCAUUAUUCACCGAGUUGAGAAGCCAGAAGCUGUCGAAAACGAUGAUAUGCCUGGUGAAUAUUAUCAUACAUUAGAGCCUGACCAAGGAGAAAAAACAGUGGGGGAAAUGAAUGAGGGACAACAGUUCUCCAGCUCGGAAUACUUCGUCCUAGAGCCUAGUGAAUACUCCAUUGAACAAUCAGAGCCAUGUUCUGCGAUGAAAGCAAAUGGCCACCAAGGCUCCAAAGACACUCCUACCUGUUCAGGGUCUUCUGACUCACAGUAUGACUAUGCAGCAAUCCCAGGGCAGAGUAACCUUAGAUUCUUACCUUUAACGUGUAAGCAUACGCAAGCUAACCACAACAAAGUGGAAGGAGGUAAUGGGAUGAUUGAUAAUAUUCUUUAUGAUCCAUCUUAAAAAUUCGUUUUCUGUUACUUUCGAGAUAUUUGCAAAUCAUACCACAAAUUUCCACCAUAUUUACAAGCAUUUUGCGCGCAAAAACAUCGAUACUCAGACCUUAUCAAGUCAUAACCCCAAAAUUCGAGCAUAAGUAUUUGUACAUAGUCAUGAAACUGUAAUAGGCCUCCCUAUAGAAGUAAUGAUCCCGAUACUUACAUGAAAUUAUUCAUCGAAGAGAUAAUUUCAAAUAUUUAUGACAACCUAUGUACAGUACACAAUAUGUCAGUAUGUUGUGACAUUGUGAGAUUAUCAGCACAAAACUUUGCAAGUAGAUUUCAUGGAUUUCUAGAAAAGACUUGCAUUAUCAUUGCGAAUCGAAAUGUAAAUAAUCAUCAUGUUCAGUAUUCUAUAAAUCCCUCACUCAUCAUUCUGUUAGAAUUAUGUGGCUACGGUGGCAAAGAAGAGUUUGUAAACAGUAUUAACCUAAUUUUAUUAAGCAUAUUAGUCCUGGAGCCGUUUCAUAAAGCUGUUCGUAAGUUUAAGAGCGACUUUAAGAACGACUGGUAAACCUUUCUUACGCGCUCAACCAUCGUCAAUGAAUAUACAAAUUAUCACCAGAAAGAAUCACCAGUCGUUCUUAAAGUCGCUCUUAACUUACGAACAGCUUUAUGAAACACCCACCUGGGCUCUGUAACACAAAGGUUUGCGAUGAAUUGCAAAUAUGAAAGAACCGCACUGAUUUGUGCCCGGUCAGUAUUUUAAACCGAGAGCGCGCAUGCAACGAUUAUCUUGAUUGGCCAUUGGUAUUUUUGUGAUUGGUUGCAAACCUUUGAGAAAAGUGAGAAGGGAUAGUAAAAAGAGGUAGAGAGAGAAAAUGAGUGUGUGGGGCGUGGGGGGGGGGGGCCGAGUGCAUAUGCGUGUGUGAGGGAGAAUAUCGCAUGAUGCUUAAGUAUGAUGACUCUAAAUAAUUGAGAAAACAACAAAUGAAUCGAUAAAAAUUAAGCCAAAAUUAAGCCACAAAAACACACCCGAAUAUAGGAAAACUGUUCCCCAAUUUUCGCUCAUAAUAAUAAUUCGUUGCAGAGUUUUAUGAAUGUAAAUUGUAUCGAUGGUUUUAAGGUCUAUUUGCAAUUAUUACAAUACCUGAUUUGAUGUUAUAGUAAACAUGGACAUAAAUGUGUAUUAAACCACUUCAAUGUUUACAUUUCUAAUGGGUUUCAAUUCCGGUAUAAUAUAAUAAUUAAAGCCACAAGCCCGCAUUUCUCUAAGCAAUCAGUAUCAUUGAUAUCUGUUAAAAUACCAAUUUAAGUUUUCAUGAAAAUUGUGUAACUAGUGUUAGAUAUAAUGUAAUCGUUGUUUCUUCUUGCUGAAUAAAAAAAAAAGAAAAAAAAAGGAUAGGCUCCUCUUGAAAUAAAUCAAUAUUUCAAAGAGGAACCGCAUUACGAAUAGUGUGCUGUUCUACUACCGGGUCCAAGAAUGGAAUGGAGGGAAAUCUGAGCCUAAUAUACCCUUAAUCUGAAAUAUGUUUUUAUGAAGUUCAGCGGGGGUAAAAUAUAUCUACGAGGAGUGGAUAUGGUUUGCUUAGUUAUCAUUUCAUCUAUUGUGACGUCAGAAGGGUCAGGAAUAGCUCGCACUCCGGCUUGUGGUGAAAUAGGUGCUGAUAGAAUAUCUCAACGUAAGAUGUAGUCAUUUUUCUAACAAUUGCUUUAAUUAUAGCCAUCAGAAAUCUC
Molecule: messenger RNA, 3678 nt
Organism: Lytechinus pictus (painted urchin)
Lineage: Eukaryota; Metazoa; Echinodermata; Echinoidea; Temnopleuroida; Toxopneustidae
Exons: 5
Coding region: 233-1966 (577 amino acids)
Source: RefSeq, a predicted model, not a curated record